UCCAAGAUGGCGGGCUGCAGGCGGAGGCGUCCCGGGGCCGGCGCCCGGCCGCUGCUGUGCGCCCUGCUGCUGGCGCUCAGCCGCUCGGCGGGGGGCGACGGCGCGGGGGGCGACCCCGCGCCCGCGCCGCCGCAUCGCCGCUUCGAGUACAAGUACAGCUUCAAGGGGCCGCACCUGGUGCAGAGCGACGGGACCGUGCCCUUCUGGGCCCACGCGGGGAAUGCUAUUCCAAGUUCAGAUCAGAUUCGAAUAGCACCAUCUUUAAAAAGCCAAAAGGGAUCAGUGUGGACAAAGACAAAAGCAGCCUUUGAGAACUGGGAGGUGGAGGUGACGUUCCGAGUGACCGGAAGAGGCCGGAUCGGAGCAGACGGCCUGGCACUGUGGUACACGGCAAGCCAAGGCUUGGAUGGGCCCGUCUUCGGCGCAGCAGACAUGUGGAACGGCGUUGGCGUAUUCUUCGACUCUUUUGACAAUGAUGGCAAGAAAAAUAAUCCUGCUAUAGUAAUUAUAGGCAACAAUGGACAGUUCCAUUAUGAUCAUCAAAAUGACGGUGCCAGUCAGGCCCUAGCAAGUUGCCAGAGGGACUUUCGAAACAAACCCUAUCCUGUGCGGGCCAAGAUCACGUAUUACCAGAAAACCCUGACGGUGAUGAUCAACAACGGCUUCACGCCAGACAAGAACGAUUACGAAUUUUGUGCCAAGGUGGAAAAUAUGGUCGUCCCGGCACAAGGGCACUUUGGAAUCUCUGCUGCCACGGGGGGUCUUGCAGAUGACCACGAUGUCCUUUCUUUCCUGACUUUCCAACUGACGGAGCCUGGGAAGGAGCCGCCUACGGCAGAUAAAGAAAUUUCAGAGAAAGAGAAGGAAAAGUACCAGGAGGAAUUCGAGCACUUCCAGCAGGAGUUGGAUAAAAAGAAGGAGGAGUUCCAGAAGGACCACCCGGACCUGCAGGGCCAGCCCGCAGAGGAAAUAUUCGAGUCCGUGGGAGACCGGGAGCUCAGGCAAGUCUUUGAAGGACAGAAUCGGAUUCACCUUGAGAUCAAGCAGCUGAACCGGCAGCUGGACAUGAUUCUCGACGAGCAGAGAAGAUACGUCUCUUCCCUGACAGAGGAGAUCUCCAAGAGAGGAACAGUCGCGGGGCAGCCUGGCCAGCUCUCUCAGCAGAACCUGGACACUAUUGUCAACACUCAGCAUGAGAUUCUGAGACAAGUCAAUGAAAUUAAGAAUUCCAUGAGCGAGACGGUCAGGCUGGUGAGCGGCGUCCAGCACCCCGGGUCCGCGGGGGCCGUGUACGAGAGCACACAGCACUUCAAUGACAUCAAGGAGCACCUCCACGUCGUGAAACGGGACAUCGACCACCUGGUGCAGCGCUCAGCGCCAGCAAAUGAAAGGCCCAAAUGCCCGGAACUUCCACCGUUUCCAUCCUGUUUGUCAACGAUGCACUUUGUCAUUUUUGUAGUGGUACAGACGAUGUUAUUCAUUGGUUAUAUCAUGUAUAGGACUCAGCAAGAAGCAGCUGCCAAAAAAUUCUUUUGACCACAGUUUUCAUAAUGUGUACCACGUAUGUAUGUACAAAAUGUCUUGUGAGGGAAUUGAAGUAUCUAAAUGGCUUCAUAGUCUAAAUUAUUACAUCUUGUAUAAAAUAACUGUUGAAACACUGAUUUGAAGUAAGAAUAAACCUUAAAGACAACCACAUGUAAAUUUGUGUAUAGUACAUAAAUGUAUUUAAAUGUAAGUGAAUUUCCGGCCAGUAGAAUUCAGCCAUUGAAAAUAAUAUUGAUAAAGAAAACAGUGAGGGCAGCCCUUGGCUGUCAGAGGUCAUCCAGCUCACAGGGGUGGGCGGUUUCUACUUAACAGGAGCACGCUCGCCGUCUGGCCCCUGGAAGUGUGAUGUCUAGUCCAGAACCCCCAUCAGAGUGUCUUUCAAAGGUCAGGGUUUCCUGCUCUUCCCGUCUGAAACCUGAGACUGUUUUGCCUGGGAGCCGCAGGCUGUGGAGAAUUCUUCUUCAGGUUCCUGGGCGCAUUUCCCCCUCCCUGGUCAUCAGUGCUGUAUUUCACUUGUGAAGGAAUUGUGGGGAGGAAGCUUCGAGCUGCUCCUCGCCUGAGAAACCUUUCCGGCGUUCCUCUGAGAAAGGCUUUUCUGGGCGCUGUGCUCUCUGCCCUGUGCGGGUCUCCCAGCCUCGGGUGUCCUGGUUCCAGCAGGUCUAUUCAGGACCUGGGAAACCACUUUCGAGUGCGUCUUUGCAAGCCUGUUUCUCCCGCCUGAGCAUCACACCAGUUCUCAGAGCGUGUGUUCUGAGGGGGCAUUGCAGCCUUCCACGGGUCCCUCCUUCAUUUCCUGUCGCCUCAGCCUGUGACUGCAGCUGUCAGCAUCAAAGAGGCAAUAGUCAAAGCAGCAUUAAAAACGUUGAAGGCAGAAUUUGAUACAUAAGGUCAGGACUUUGAACUUCUCUCAAUGCCCGAAGGAAGGAAGCUGUGCAGUGCGUGCUGGUCAGCUUGGCCUGUGGUGUCCAGCUGGAGGACCGGCUGCCGUCCUUGUGUGGCGUGUCAGAAAGCCGGGCUCGGAGUGCCAUUCCUUAGUAAGUACAGCUCCGCUGGUCGGCACCGUUGCUGCGGAUUCCUUCAUGCUGGCUACAAGGUGCUCUUUCAGCUGACGUGGUCGUCUUCCAUUGCCUAGAGUCCAGAAUGAUGUCUUUUUCCAUAAACUGUUCUCCCACGCCUUCCUAAGUUUGCUCUCCGAUACCCUUUACAGAUUGAGCUAACUGCAGCCUGUGCAGACUCUGCUCACCCCCGGGAACUUCGGGCGCACGCUGUCCUGCUUGGACCCGUAGAGAACGCCUCAAAAUGUCACCUCUGCCAUGCUGACAUUUGGAGGCUCGUGUUUCAGAGACAACAACAUCACCACAGAGUUUACUCUUUUCGGGGGGAGGAAGCCAGGGGCCGGGGGCGGGGGGGUCACCUUCAGAGCACUGUGUGAACUCAGGCUGCGAAACUUAGGAAAUGCUCCCGCUGUAAGAGGCUGCACAUCCCCGCGGUAGAGCCGGUCAUGGUGGCACUGACGGAGGCGGCAGAGCUGUGCCGUGGGCGAGGUGCAGGCUAGUUCGGGGGCCCGAUGCGUGUGGAGGCAGCAGUUGGGAAGGAGCACACACCCCGAGCUCUCCUCUUCACUCGGGCAGAAGAAGAAGUUUGCACGGGGUGGGGUUGAGCAUAGGCUUCGGAGUUCUGUUUCUUUUCCUCAGAAUCAUUGACUUGCCCUUCAUUUUGAAAGAAUAAUGUUCGUUCUGUGGAAAAAUCAAAUCACUGCCAGAAUUCUGCCGUUCCUACACUCUUUCUAUGAUCGAAUUUGUUAACUUUCCUCACACCAGCAAGUAUUCUACGGGUGCCUUGGAUUACAACAGAAAUUGAUUUUAAAUCUUUAGUGUAAGUCACCGUGUGUAUGAUGCCAACUUUCAAGAAAAAUGUAAUUACCUAGUGGCUAAUAUGGUUCUCUAAUGUACCUAUUUGUGUUCUAAUUGUUUUAAGUGUUUUAGGCAGUUUAAAACUUCACUCUGAAGCCACACACCGUGAACCGUAUGUGUUGCUUUGUACUGGAGGAAUCGGUUUCUCUCGGUGAAGGGUUGUUAAGCAUUCGGGUUCCAGGGGCCAGAUAAAACAGCAGAGGGGAUGUCUGCCUUGCACACAGCUGGCCCGGGUUUGACCCCUGCAUCCCUUAGGGUCCCCCGAGCACUGUCGAGUGAUCCCUGAGUGCAGUGCAGAGCCCGGAGUGGGCCCUGGACACCGCCUGGGUGGCCCCAAAACAAGAACGAAGAACACAGGUUCCGGGGUGCCAUCGCAUACUGCCUGAUCAGAGCUCAGACGGGGACGUGUUGGGGGCUUCAGAAUGCCUACGUCUGCGGGGCGCCGGGGAGCCCCAGGCUGUUUGGAGAACUACUGAGAUGAGGGGGUGAAGAAAAGAAGGGUUUUGUGUUGGCGUCACGCCAAGCUGAGAGCGUAGUGAAGAGCGUCACUCGCUACAGAGGACACCGACGGCCCCGCUCACGGUACGUUCCGAGUUCCUUGGGCGAGACUCCGGCUUCCUCAGCGACUGCAGACAAACCUAGAUCCUCCACCUGUAGUUCCUGGGAAUCCAGCUGAUGGCUUGAGACUGACAGACUCCAGCUUGUGGCCCUGAAACAACGCCCAUCUGACAACACCCAUCUCCAGGCCUGCUUCCCUGAUGGGGACUCUGGUGACAUUUUUAUCUCAGACACUUGUACUUUUUGAUAACUCGGGGAAAACAAAUUACUUGAAUAAGGGAUCGCCUGACACACCGCAUUGCAGAAAUACAAUCUUUAUAUGUAACAAAACAAAUACUAAUUGUGAAUAUCCAGACGUGAUGAUCUUUUCCUGUCUGCGUGCUCAUUGCAAGCCGGUGGUAAACAAAUAAUUCUGUUGAAGAUGCUUUUAUUUAUGGGAGCUAAUGUAAAAUCACCACUUGCAACUUUUCAGAUCUGUAUGUUGCCUGUUUAGUAUAAUUCUUUUAAGUCUAAAAGUUUUCUAGCCAUCGUUUAUUUCAGUUUGAUAACAUUUUUGUCAAGUAUUGUUGCUUUUUGUUUCUGGUUGUCACUUGAUGCUAGAUGAAAUUUAAAAAAUGACAUUGACCUAUUCAAAUAAAGAAAUAUUUUAGUAAA
Molecule: messenger RNA, 4670 nt
Organism: Sorex araneus (European shrew)
Lineage: Eukaryota; Metazoa; Chordata; Mammalia; Eulipotyphla; Soricidae
Gene: LMAN1
Product: lectin, mannose binding 1
Exons: 13
Coding region: 7-1536 (509 amino acids)
Biological process (GO): Golgi organization; endoplasmic reticulum to Golgi vesicle-mediated transport; endoplasmic reticulum organization
Cellular component (GO): endoplasmic reticulum-Golgi intermediate compartment; COPII-coated ER to Golgi transport vesicle; Golgi membrane
Molecular function (GO): D-mannose binding
Source: RefSeq, a predicted model, not a curated record